AUGAAGAAGGUGUUUCUGCUCUUCCGGCUUCUGUUUCUGCUUCUGCUGAUCCCGAUCUUACCUGGAUUAAGACUGGACAGCUCGAAUAAGCAAAAUCUGGAUGUAUUAAGGCAACUUGGGCUAGGAAAUAUCGUCAAUUUACCCUUGUAUAGCGAUGCACCCCUAUCGCAUUAUGAUUUCAUAGUGGUUGGAGCUGGCUCUGCGGGCUGUACUUUGGCCUCCCGCCUCACGGAGAAUCCCAAAUGGAGUGUCCUCCUGAUCGAGGCCGGUGGUGUGGAGAAUUUAAUCCAUCAGGUGCCUGUGCUGGCGGCACAUCUCCAGAGCACAGCCUCAAAUUGGAAUUAUCGAUCGACACCGCAGCGUAAUGCCUGCUUUGGGAUGCACGAGAAGAAGUGUGCUUUGCCCAAGGGCAAGGUCCUUGGAGGAACCAGUUCCAUCAAUUAUAUGAUCUAUAAUCGUGGCAAUCGUCGGGAAUAUGAUGGCUGGGCGGCAGCAGGUAAUCCUGGCUGGAGUUAUAAGGAUGUUUUGCCCUAUUUCCUCCGCGCAGAGAAUGCCCAACUCAAGGGCUUUGAGCACUCGCCAUAUCAUAAUCAUAGUGGACCCCUAAGUGUGGAGGAUGUGCGUCAUAGGACGCGAAUUGCCCAUGCCUAUAUCAGGGGUGCCCAGGAGGCAGGACACUCCCGGGUGGAUUACAACGGAGAGACGCAACUGGGCGUUAAUUAUGUCCAGGCCACCACCCAAAAGGGCAGGCGGCAUAGUGCCUUUCGUGCCUAUAUACAACCGAUUCGGGCAAGUCGCAAGAAUUUGCAUAUAGUCACCUUGGCAAGGGUAACCCGUAUCCUCAUCGACACUCCCACCAAGACCGCCUAUGGCGCGGAGUUCACCCAUCAGGGACGAGUCUUUCGGGUGAAAGCCCGCAAGGAGGUGAUCCUCUCGGCGGGAGCCUUUAACUCCCCGCAGUUGCUAAUGUUGUCGGGUAUUGGUCCAGAGGAUAACCUUAGGGCUAUAGGGAUUCCCAUAGUCAAGACUUUGCCCGUGGGACGAAAGAUGUACGAUCACAUGUGCCACUUUGGACCCACUUUUGUCACAAAUACCACGGGUCAAACCCUCUUCAGUGCCAGCAUAGGGCCACCGGUGGUCAGUGAAUUUCUGCUGGGCAGAUCCGAUACCUUCCUCUCGAGCAUUGGCGGUGUGGAAACACUCACCUUUAUCAAGGUGCCUUCGGCCAAGACGGCCCCGGGAUUGCCAGAUAUCGAGUUAAUCCAAGUGGCCGGAAGUUUGGCCAGUGAUGAGGGCACUGCCCUUGCCCAGGGAGCCAACUUCAAGGCAGAGAUCUAUGAGAAGAUGUACAAGGAGUUGGCACUCCAGAAACGGGAUCAUUUUAGUUUUUUGAUCAUGGAUUUUAAUCCUGCUUCCGUGGGACGCCUUUGGCUGCAUAAUCGCAAUCCUUUGGAGUGGCCACGCAUUGAUCCCAAAUAUUUCUCAGUGCCAGCGGAUAUUGAACACUUGCUGGAUGGAAUUAAGGAGGCUUUGAGGAUCUCCAAAAUGCCAGCGAUGCAGGCCAUUGGAACCAGGCUUCUGGACAAACCAGUGCCGGGCUGUGAGGGACACAAAUUCGCCUCGGAUGAUUACUGGCGAUGCUCAAUUCGAACUUUAUCCUAUACUCUGCAUCACCAGGUGGCCACCUGUCGCAUGGGACCGGAAAGUGAUCCCACCAGCGUGGUUAAUCAUCAGCUAAAGGUUCAUGGCAUGAGGAGACUUCGUGUGGUGGACACUAGCAUAAUUCCACGACCAUCCACCGGACACACCAAUGCGGCGGCAAUUAUGAUCGGGGAAAAGGCAGCGGAUAUGAUACAAUCCGAAUGGAGUUGA
Molecule: messenger RNA, 1872 nt
Organism: Drosophila serrata
Lineage: Eukaryota; Metazoa; Arthropoda; Insecta; Diptera; Drosophilidae
Product: glucose dehydrogenase [FAD, quinone]
Molecular function (GO): oxidoreductase activity, acting on CH-OH group of donors; flavin adenine dinucleotide binding
Source: RefSeq, a predicted model, not a curated record